AAAACAGAGGCCCGCCGGUCGCCGUAGCGCGUAGAAUCCGAACUUCCUGGUUGCGCCUUUUCAUUCCUCUCCCCCUCGCUUCGCAGAUUGCUGAGAUUCGGAGCUCGUAAGUCGUAACUACAGAAUUGGCAAUUCUUGACUGACACUGCAGCUACCAGAUAAUAUCUUCUGCGUGUGCUUUGAAGCAGAUUGAGGCAGAAAGCAUCAUUCAAAAUGCAGCCAUCAAGGGCUAGGUUAUUUAAGGAAUACAAAGAGGUGCAAAAAGAAAAAGCUGCUGAUCCAGAUAUUCAAUUAGUAUGCGAUGAAUCAAACAUAUUUAAAUGGAAUGCUCUUAUCAAGGGACCUUCCGAGACUCCCUACGAAGGCGGUAUCUUUCAGCUUGCCUUUUCUGUUCCUGAGCAAUAUCCUUUGCAACCUCCCCAAGUGCGGUUCUUGACCAAAAUAUUUCAUCCGAAUGUGCAUUUUAAGACGGGAGAGAUCUGCCUUGAUAUUUUGAAGAAUGCAUGGAGCCCAGCUUGGACUCUUCAGUCGGUUUGUAGGGCCAUAAUUGCAUUGAUGGCCCACCCAGAAGCCGAUAGCCCACUAAAUUGUGAUUCAGGGAAUCUCUUACGCUCUAGUGAUAUAAGAGGUUUCCAGGCCAUGGCAAGAAUGUACACUAGACUUGCUGCCAUGCCAAAGAAAGGGUGAAUUUGAGAACCAAUUUCUAAUGCUCAAAAUGAAUAACCACCUCCCGUGGUUGGUGUGGAAUGAAUUAUUCCUAUAAAGUCUAGAAAGAAAUUCUAGGAUGUUGAAGUUGUGGUUGUGCUUAGAUUGCUAGAACUGCUUAUAGUAAAGCCUGAACUUCCGAUUUCUCCUGUGUCUUUGUUAAUAAUGUAUUAAUGCUGUGCAACAAAUCAUUUAUUUUACAUGUCAUUUCCAGAUUUUCCAAUGAUCAGUGUAACUAUUGGAGUCUUGAAUUGUUAAGUCAUCUUUGAGUUGCUGUAUCUGACUAUAGUUAUAGCUGCCAGGGAGUACUAUUGGUAAUUGUUUUUUAUU
This is a messenger RNA of Tripterygium wilfordii, 1035 nucleotides long. RefSeq names its product protein PEROXIN-4-like. NCBI's taxonomy places the organism in Eukaryota, Viridiplantae, Streptophyta, Magnoliopsida, Celastrales, Celastraceae. The record is from RefSeq and is a predicted model, not a curated record. The transcript has 6 exons. Bases 214 to 687 code for a protein of 157 amino acids.